Messenger RNA from Mobula hypostoma (lesser devil ray), 2771 nucleotides. Its product is annotated as zinc finger protein 420-like. The record is from RefSeq and is a predicted model, not a curated record. The coding region runs from base 1116 to 2657 and encodes 513 amino acids. Lineage: Eukaryota; Metazoa; Chordata; Chondrichthyes; Myliobatiformes; Myliobatidae. The transcript is spliced from 2 exons. Gene Ontology annotation, molecular function: DNA-binding transcription factor activity, RNA polymerase II-specific; RNA polymerase II cis-regulatory region sequence-specific DNA binding. Gene Ontology annotation, biological process: regulation of transcription by RNA polymerase II.
UCUCCCGGGUGGUAGCAGCUGCCACAUCCUGUGGUUGGGGUGACUCCGCUCCCCAAUGAUCCUCCGGGUCCUUUUUACACAAUAAUGUAAAUAUCCUGGACAGUGGGAGGUUCACAUCUACAGAUGGGCUGGGCUGUCCGCACCACUCUCUGCAGAGUCCUGCGACUGAGGGAAGUACAGUUCCCAUACCAGGCAGUGAUGCAGACCCUCAGCAUGCUCUCAAGUGUGCCCCUGUAAAAAGUUCUUGGGAUUUGGGGAACCACACCAAACUUCUUCAACCAUCUGAGGCGAAAGAGGAAUUGUUGUGCCUUUUUCACCACACAGCACGUAUGUACAGACCAGGUGAGAUCCUCAGUGAUCUUUAUGCCGAGGAACUUAAAGCUGUUCACCCUGUCAACCCCAGAUCCAUUUAUGUCAAUAGGGGUUAGCCUGUCUCCAUUCCUCCUGUAGUCCACAACCAGCUCCUGUGUUGUUGCAACAUUGAGGGCGAGGUUGUUUUCUUGACACCAGACAGAUGUUGUUCAGACCUCAGACAAAGUCAACAAUCAAAAGGCUGAACAUGGUGCAAUGACUGUCCUAAGCUGUGUAUAUCACAAUGCUAGAAGCAUCGUCGGAAAGCCAGAUGAGCCCAGGACUUGGAAUUAUGAUAUUGUAGCCAUUACUGGGAGUUGGUUGCACCCAGCAGUCUGAGGGAUUUAGAAGAACAAAUUUGUAGAGAGAUCGCAGACUAUGCCAAGAAACAAAAGUUGAGAUGGUUAAAAAUGACAAGGAAUUUAUCUACGGGAAUCUGGAACACAACAGGCCAGUUUUGCUGUCUCUGUACACGUCUAUAAGAAGUGGAGGAAGGGAUUCACUCCAUCAUCUGACUGACUGGCAUGCCUGUCAGUUUACACAGGGGAGAGGCUGUUCACCUUUUCAGACUGUGGGGAUUCAAGGUCAUCUCAUGAAGAUACAUGAGCAAGUUCACACUGGGACAAGGCCGUUCACCUUGUCCUGUGGGUGAGAAGGGAUUCAGUCGGUCUUCCCACCUGUGGACACACCAGUCAGUUCACACUGGACAGAGGCUGGUCAUCUGCUGAAUUUGUGGGAAAGGAUUCACUCGGUCAUCUGACCUAAUGGCUCACCAGCAGUUUCACACUGGGGAGCGGCCAUUCACCUGCUCAGUCUGUGGGAAGGGAUUCACUUGGUCAUCUAAACUGAAGGUACAUCAGCGAGUUCACACUGGGGAGAGGCCAUUCACCUGCUCAGUCUGUGGGAAGGGAUUCACUUUAUCAUCCCAACUGAAGGUACAUCAGCGAGUUCACACUGGGGAGAGGCCGUUCACCUGCUCAGUCUGUGGGAAGGGAUUCACUCAGUCAUCUCAACUGAAGGUACAUCAGCGAGUUCACACCGGGGAGAGGCCGUUCAUCUGCUCAGUCUGUGGGAAGGGAUUCACUCAGUCAUCUCAACUGAAGGUACAUCAGCGAGUUCACAGUGGGGAGAGGCCGUUCACCUGCUCAGUCUGUGGGAAGGGAUUCACUUUGUCAUCUCAGCUACUGAGACACCAGUCAAUUCACACUGGAGAGAGGCCAUUCACCUGCUCAGAGUGUGGGAAAGGAUUCACUCAGUCAUCCACUCUAAUGGCACACUGGUCAGUUCACACUGGGGAGAGGCCGUUCACCUGCUCAGACUGUGGAAAAGGAUUCAUUAAGUCAUCUCUACUGAAGGUACAUCAGCGAGUUCACACUGGGGAGAGGCCAUUCAACUGCUCGGACUGUGGGAAAGGAUUCAUUUCAUCAUCUCAGCUGAAAGUACAUCAGCGAGUUCACACUGGGGAGAGGCCAUUCACCUGCUCAGACUGUGGGAAGGGAUUCAUUUCGUCAGCUCAAGUUAAGGUCCAUCAGCGAGUUCACACUGGGGAGAGACCGUUCACCUGCUCAGACUGUGGGAAGGGGUUUAUUUUGUCAUCCCAACUGAAGGCACAUCAGAGAGUUCACACCGGGGAGAGGCCAUUCACCUGCUCAGACUGUGGGAAGGGAUUCACACGUUUAGCUCGUCUACUGACGCACCAGUCAGUUCACUCUGGGGAGAAGCCAUUCACCUGCUCAGUCUGUGGGAAGGGAUUCACUCAACCAUCUCAACUGAAGGUUCAUCAGCGAGUUCACACUGGAGAGCGGCCCUUCACCUGCUCAGUCUGUGGGAAGGGAUUCACUUUGUCAUCUCAGCUACUGAGACACCAGUCAGUUCACACUGGGGAGAGGCCGUUCACCUGCUCUGAGUGUGGGAAAGGAUUCACUCAGUCGUCCACUCUAAUGGCACACUGGUCAGUUCACACUGGGGAGAGGCCGUUCACCUGCUCAGACUGUGGGAAAGGAUUCAUUAAGUCAUCUCUACUGAAGAUACAUCAGCGAGUUCACACAGGGGAGAGGCCAUUCACCUGCUCAGUCUGUGGGAAGGGAUUCAUUAAGUCAUCUCUACUGAAGGUACAUCAGCGAGUUCACACUGGGGAGAGGCCAUUCACCUGCUCAGAGUGUGGGAAAGGAUUCACUCAGUCAUCCCACCUACAAGCACACUGGUCAGUUCACAGUGGGGAGAGGCCGUUCACCUGCUUAGAGUGUGGGAAAGGAUUCACUCUGUUAUCUCAACUACAGAGACACCAGCGAGUUCACACUGGGUAGAGGCCGAUCACCUGCUCAGAAGAGAGCAGGAAGAGAUUCUCUCAGCCAUAUCAACCAAAUGUGCAUCAUUGAUUUCACACUGGGAAGAGGCCAUUCACCUGCUGUGAAUGUGGU